AUGAAGACUUCACUUCUCUUCGGGUUCAUACUGCUUUAUGCACUCUCCGUCACUGUCGAUGCAGCAAAAGGAGGUCUUAGUAAGGAUGAGCAGAAGAAACUUCUGGAUGAAAUAAAUGAGGAUCGUAAAAGAGUGAAUGCUACAUUUAAACCUCUGACCUACGACACUGAACUCGAAAAAGAGGCUGCCUUGUUCGAGUGUGACAAUGACAAAAAGCCUCCAAUUUGGUUACAAUGGAACAGUGUGGCACAUGAUUUCUGGAAAGAAGUUGAUCAUGAGGAUAACCCAAAUUUUGAAUUAUACGACUCGAGAGUUGUAAAAAUUGGUUGCUCGAAAGAAACCAAGUGCACACAGAAACUUGUAAAAAACCCUGAAUUACCUGAGAAAUUUGUUGGGAAAGAGAUGGUUAUGCUUGGAGCAUGUGUUAUUAAGCCAAUCAUUGGUUCGACGGAUCCAAUACAAAAAGAUUUUUCGUUAGUCCCAAAAGGUAAAAAAUAUGGAGACGUGCUAGGAAUCGAGAUAAAUUCAUCUGGACGAGUCUUCAAUCUGAUUGUCUUCAUUACUAUUAUCCUCUACGACACUGAACUCGAAAAAAAGGUAGCCGCGUUGGAGUGUGAAGACGGUUCUCCAGUUUUGUUACAAUGGAACAGUGUGGUACAGGAUAUGUGGACAGAGGUUACACAUGUGCAUAACCCAAAUCGUCCAUUAUUUGAUUCGAGAGCUUACUUAAUUGGUUGCUCAAAAGAAUUCAAGUGCACAAAGAAAAUUGAAAAACACCCAGAAAUGCCUGAGAAGUUUGUUGGGAAAGAGGCGGUUAUGCUGGGAGCAUGUUAUGUUGGUCCGGAAGAUGAGAUGAGUGGCGAGGAACAAAAUAAAGUUCCCGAAUCGUCAAUCCCAAAAGGUAGUAAAUAUGGAGAUUUGCUUGGACUCAAGAUAUCUUCAUCUGGACAAGUCUUCAAUCUGUUCGUCUUCCUUGCUAUCAUAGUCUUUUAUUUUUAG
Messenger RNA from Caenorhabditis remanei, 999 nucleotides. RefSeq lists its product as uncharacterized. Lineage: Eukaryota; Metazoa; Nematoda; Chromadorea; Rhabditida; Rhabditidae. The transcript is spliced from 4 exons. The record is from RefSeq and is a predicted model, not a curated record. The coding region runs from base 1 to 999 and encodes 332 amino acids.